AUGUCCCGCAUACCGGCUCAAUCAAUCCCCACAUUGGAAAUCCUGUCACACUUUCCGCAGUCGAAGAAGCGAUUUGGCGACGCGAAGAGCAAAGCUAUUCUUGAUCACGCCCCGCCUUUUUGUUCGAGGAAGGUUCCUCCGAUGGGCACGUACGGCGUCUCGUCCGCUCUCGAGGAUGCGGCGGAGACAUGUACCUUGAACGAGACCUACACCGAGGGCGAAGCCGAACCACUCCCUCGCGACGCUAACGCGGAGUCCGAGGACAUAGUGACCGGACCCGCACCUCAAGUCAGCAUAUCAGGCGACGACGCAGACCAAGACGCCUCCAGCUCCCCACCGGGCAGCCCACAAACCCUCCUCAACACCAAAAUGAACAGUAUGUUCAUUUCCUUCCACCCCGAUAACCACACCGACACAUUCGCUUCCACAUCAACAGACGCUCCCGCCGUAGUCGACCCAAUUAUAGCCUCCAUGCUCUCGUCCCGUCUCCCGCAGGACGACGUAGCAGCCUCCGACGAGGAGGAACGGCUGAAUCGCAUGCAUAUCAUGCUCAGAUGGUCGAAGCAGUAUAAGAGGAAGCAGGUGGAGGCUGCGAACACGCGCGCGGGCGGCGGGGGGAUCUUGGACCUGGGGGAGUUGGAUUUGCUGGGGAGUUCCGCGGAGCACGGUGGACAUGAUGAAACCGGCGGGACGUUACCCAUCCCCGACCCACCCGAUGCGUUCGACCCACUAUCCACAUCCCGACCACCGCUCCCACCCAAACUCCCCUUCCCCCUCGCCCGCCACAUCCGCUCCCGCACGCCCUCCACCUCCUCCCUCCUCUCCUCCGCCUCCUCAAACACGUCCAGCCCACACCUCCCGCGGCACCCGAACCACCGGCACCUCCAACACCGCGCGAUUUUGAAGAAAUCGCAGUUUGGCUACGGAAACACGGGGAGCAGUAAAGGCAGCCGCGUAUCGUUCGAUGAGCUACCGGUUGUGAUUGAUUUACGAGACGGGGAUUUUGACAAAUUGGAGCGGACGUCGGAACAUGCGCCGAGUUUUACGCUGGAUUUUGGGUCGGUUGCUGAACCUGAGGUGAUCGAGGAGGAUGAGGGGGAUGAUGUGGUCCUCGCGCUUGCGGAGCCGGAGGCCAGAUUGUCCGUUGUACCGGAUGGGGAAAGGACCAUCGAGACGGAGGAAGUGCAUCCGGUGGUGUCAUCAAUAGCAGACAUCGCCAAACGAGACGAAGCGACGGACGAAUCGCAGCAGCCGCUGGAAAAGCAGACCGUGGCCAAACACGCGCUCAAGAAGCCGCGGCGAACAUCACGACUGGGCGGGAUCGGGAUGGUGGUCGCCAAGAUGUUCAAGGGCGGGCGUGUGAGUGUGAGCGGCGCGGCAGCGGAAUAG
Messenger RNA from Fimicolochytrium jonesii, 1389 nucleotides. RefSeq lists its product as uncharacterized. Lineage: Eukaryota; Fungi; Chytridiomycota; Chytridiomycetes; Spizellomycetales; Powellomycetaceae. The record is from RefSeq and is a predicted model, not a curated record. Bases 1 to 1389 code for a protein of 462 amino acids. The transcript is spliced from 2 exons.